UUUCUAGAUUGCAUCCACUCCAGAUGGCAAAGUAUCUAAUUGACACUCAUGCGAGAGUAUUUGGCUAUAGAGGGAACUCGGAGUGGGCUAUAGAUGGUCAUAGAAAUGCCACAAUGGAAGGGAAUAUAUUCUAUAAGGGUCGAUACAUUAUAUUUACCCCAUUUGAUGAAUUCUCUCUCAUAAUAACUAAAGAACAAUUCACCCAUGAUGGAAAU
Messenger RNA from Dovyalis caffra, 215 nucleotides. Lineage: Eukaryota; Viridiplantae; Streptophyta; Magnoliopsida; Malpighiales; Salicaceae. The record is from the annotation of a GenBank genome assembly.